Tigriopus californicus is the source of this 2850-nucleotide messenger RNA. RefSeq names its product zinc finger protein 208-like. Gene Ontology annotation, molecular function: DNA-binding transcription factor activity, RNA polymerase II-specific; RNA polymerase II cis-regulatory region sequence-specific DNA binding. Gene Ontology annotation, cellular component: nucleus. Gene Ontology annotation, biological process: regulation of transcription by RNA polymerase II. Lineage: Eukaryota; Metazoa; Arthropoda; Copepoda; Harpacticoida; Harpacticidae. The record is from RefSeq and is a predicted model, not a curated record.
GUGGCCGGGGGACGACGCGCUCGGCGACGGCGACCCCGACGUGCAGCUCCCGAUUACUCGGAAGAGGACGACGAUGAGGACGAGGAUGACGACGACUCGGCCGUGGACCACCCACCCAAACGCAAACGCGGCCGCAAGAAAAAGGAAGCUCCGCUUUUGGAGCCUAAGGUGCUGUUAGACGAGCGUGGCAGCGAUCCGGACUUUGAAGGUAGCGUCCGAGGCGCAGAUGGGGCCGAUGCGGCCGAGGAUAGCGCCGAAGAGUGGGAUCCGGACGUCAAACUCGAACCCGGGGGUGGUCUGGACGGUGGCAUUCGUAUCAAGAAAGAGUCGCUGGAAGAUGGCGACGCGCCGUCGUUACCCGAGUUGGGCUUGGGCUCGCUCACCAAGAUCUCGGUCGAUGAUGUCGAUCUCUUCCGUCUUCAAUGUCCGGCCGAUAAAGUGGCUACCACCGAGGCCGACGGUCUGUGCCAACACUGCCAAGAAUCGCACGAGAAUUGGCAGGCCAAGUUGGUGCACAUCAUGCAACAACACGAUCCGGUCAAUGCCGAUCCGGCCAACCCCAUUGGCCCCUAUCAAUGCCCAGCGGAUCAUGCUUAUCUCGACGUCCACGUGGUCGAGGAUCACGCCCAACAUCAUCAUAAUUUCGACGGGGAUGCCAUGUGGCGCGAGUUCUGUCUCGUCAAUCGAGAAAUCCUCCCGAAAUCCGCCGAUGCGGAUGGCAAGUCCGUUUGUAAAGAUGGACGACUCCAAUGUGUGAUGUGCGGUCUCUUGUGCAAAGGACCCUUUGAAUUUUACUUUCAUCGCCAGUUUCAUCAUAAAAUGGGCCAAGAGUGCAAGCGCUGCCCAUUCUGCAAAGACACCGAUCCCUAUUCACCCGAAAUGGAUUGGACUUUAUUGUGGCAACACAUUUUGCGGGGUCAUAUGGGACUCACAGACUACACCUUGCCCAAAGUCAAUGCCCUGGGCCACAAACGCUCGUACAAGAAGCAGGUUCGCAAAGAGGAAGACCGUGAACCGUCGCGAAAACUUUUAGAGGAGCAUUAUAAUCUGUAUCAAGAGUUCUACGACUCCAAUGAGCCAGCUUUACGAACUAUGGCCGAAGCUUUACUUUAUUCCGAACAGUAUUUAAAAGCCACCCGCCGUCUCGAUCACACUUCCGAUCAGAACCUGGUCAUUCAAGAGAGCUUCAAAGUGCUUGAAUUAGCUAAAAUACCGGCCAAUAUUGUUUCUCAGGACGAGUUGACCCACUGGGAUACGAUCAAGCUGAAAUAUGAAAAGAAUUUUGAGGUGAUUCGAGUGCCUGGAGAUGCAACGUGUUUUCCGUGCAACAAGAAGUUCGAAUCCGCCGAAGACCGAAUAGCCCAUUUCUUUGCGUGCCAUAUGCCCGAAGGGAUAUUUGCUUUCUCAUGCAGUUUUUGUGACAAGGGCAUGUCCGAUUGGAAGCAAGCCAAGAAGCAUCUGUUGGAACAUAAAAAAACCAAUAAUUGGUUGCGCGGAGAGCCGGACAAGGAGGGUAAAGUGCCUCUGAAGCUCAAAGACGACCAUGUACACUAUCAGUGCUCUCAGUGCUUCCUGAUAUGUGCCACCGAAAUCGGAUAUUGGUAUCAUUGGAAGCAACUUCACGAUCGGAAGAUUCCGCCCGCCACCAAGUGCCAAUUGUGUACCAAGAAAAUCCGAGGUGCCCUCAGUCUAGCUCGUCAUGUGAUCAUUUCCCAUGCCAAGUACAAUUAUAAUUGCCCUCUAUGUGACCAAAGUCUCAAAGACCAUGAUAUUUUCAAAGACCAUUGCAAACAGCACAUCAAGAGUGAAAAUGUGUACGAGGCGGAUGCCAACUACAGUGACUUCGACCGGAAAGGCCGAUUGAAGAAGGAAUUCCAGGUCCAAAAAGUGGACCGUCUCAAAUGCGAGUUCUGUCAAAUUGAGAUUGUGGGUCCUCGCAACUUGAGUCGCCACAUGUUCAGCUCACACAACAUCCACUUGGAGACACCUUGUCGUGUGUGCAACAAGGUGUUCCCCACUUUCCAGGCAUUCUCCGAUCAUAAUUUGGCUGAGCAUUGCAAAACUGAAACUUGUCACUUGUGCGGGCAACAAUUUCGCAACAAGCACGGCUUUUCCAAUCACAUGAUCAACAAACACGGUGGGGAAUCCGAUAAGAUGUACAUGUGUGACAUUUGCUCACGGACUUUUGCCAGCAAACAUCAUCUGAAGACCCACAUGACAACCCAUACUGACGAGAAGUCCUACCUCUGCCCCCAUUGUGACAGAGCAUUUAAAUGGGGAACCAGUCUGACCAGCCACAUCAGAGCGGUCCACACCGACUCGGGCUAUACCUGUAAGAUUUGUGGGAAACUCUUCAAGGAUAAGAGCAAUCUCAAGAAUCAUUUGUAUACUCAUUCCGUGGAAAAGCCUUACAAUUGCUCGAAAUGUGGCAAAGGCUUCAUUCGCCGAGAUACGUGCCAUUCCCAUGAGAGGCAAUGCAACUCAAACUUUCAAUUGGGAACAUUUUAGAAUCUCCUACCGACUAGCUAGAAGUGAAUUGCAGAUAUUUUUUUCUUCUCUCUCAUCAUUUGAUCUAGAAAGCCUCUCAGUUAAUUCGUUUUAAGAGCGAAACGAAGUAAACUUUCUUUUCCCACCUACCAACCCAUCCCUGAAAUGCUCAAAUCAACGAAAGUCUCUCAACGCCUUGCAACCUAAAACUCAAUGAUAUUAUUAUAACUCCCAGAGAGAACGAUCGCAAACAAUUUGAAUAUGUCGUUCACAGAUUGAACGACUACUACUCUUACUUACCAUGUACAUUAUCCGUAGAUUAUGUCAAGAGAAUACAUGCCAGCAAUAAUGUUCCGAUCGCAA